AUGUUUCGGUGCGGUUUAUCAGACGCAGAAAUUGCGGAUUUGAUCAAUCAUAGCGACACUCUGGAUAAUGUAGAGAGUGAUUCAGACGAUUCUGAAUGCAAUGGUGUGUUUGAAGAAGACGAGAUUGAUGACAGUUUGUCUUCAGAUGAAGACGAGAAUGAUGUUGAAGGUGUUGCUUCAAAUCCAGCAGCUGUGCCGUAUCCGAAAGACAGUGAGUGGACUGCAGUUGACACCUACCGACCUCUGCCUGUCAACACGACACCCAGGCAGAUACUAGUGGAUAUUGAUGAGUCGAGUUCUGUACUGGAUUGCAGUAAAGUGUUCCUUACUGACAGUGACGUAAAUGAACUCAAGAGACAGACAAAUUUGUAUGCAUCACAGACAAUACAGAAGAAAAGAAGAGGAAAUAAUCUGAAGCCCCAUUCAGUUUUGAGUUCGUGGAAGCCAGUGACUAUAAGUGAGAUGAGGCGUUUCUUGGGUAUUAUUUUCCACAUGUGUGUUUCGAAAAAGCCAAAAAUUGCGGACCAUUGGAGCACUAAUCCUGUUCUUAGUUGUAACUUUUGUCCCCAUGUCAUGAGCCGUUUGCGUUUCACUCAGAUACUGUCAUGCUUGCAUCUUGUUGACAAUUCAAAUCAGAAAAAACCAGGCGAAGAUGGAUUUCAUCCACUUUACAAAGUUUUGCCAUAUUAUAAUAAUUUGAAGGAGCGAUGUAUCCAGGCAUAUCGUCCCUCAGAAAAAGUGACAAUUGAUGAAGGAAUUUGCCCAUUUCGAGGUCGUGUGAGUUUCCGUGUUUACAUGCAAAAUAAGCCUCAUAAGUAUGGACUGAAAGUAUAUGCUGUUGCUGAAGCCAGUAGUGGCUAUGUUGUAAAUUUUGAAGUUUAUGCUGGUAAGCAUAUUGUUGACAAUUCUUCGUCUGCGGUUAUUUUGCGAUUGUUGUCUGACAGCAGCUUGCUGAACAAAGGCCACACUGUGUAUUUAGAUCGAUUUUAUUCCAGUCCAGAGCUAUUUCAGCAACUGGCAGAGAAAGGCACUGGAGCUGUUGGUACUGUGAACAAAUCCAGGAAAGGAUUGCCUAAAGAUUUAGUAUCUGCUAAGCUGAAAAAGGGCGAAAUGUCUUUUCGGCGUAAAGAUAAUGUAUUGGCAAUGAAGUGGAAAGAUAAGAGAGAUGUGUAUACAUUGUCUACAAGGCAUCAAGCAACAUUUGGUACGCAUACUAAGAGAAAUGGGUCUGUAGUAUUGAAACCACUUCAGGUACUUGAUUACAACCUCAAUAAAAUUGGAGUGGAUAUUGGAGACCAACGCCUGCAGUACAAUCCGUUCCAGCACAGAACUGUGAAAUGGUGGCGAAAAUUAUAUUUCCAUUUGCUGCUUAUGGGAGUAUCAAAUGCAUUUUGGCUGUACAAUGCAGUGCACAGGAAGAAAAUUACAAUAACAGACUUUAUAACAGUGCUUGCAGUUCAGCUUGUUGAAGACGACACACUUGAAUUCAUUCCAAGAAAUGAAGGAACUGUAGGUCGGCUAACAAAGAGACAUUUUUUGCAGCACAUACCUGCAACUACUAAGAAGUAUGCUGCUCGUGUGUGUCACGUGUGCAGUUCCAGGAGCAAGAAACAGAGUGGCAAGGCUUCUCGCAAAGAGACACGAUACGAAUGUGAACAGUGUGGCGUUGCACUCUGCCUGGAACCUUGCUUUAAAAUUUUCCACACUAAAAAACAAUAUGAUUCUGUGUGA
This is a messenger RNA of Schistocerca americana (American grasshopper), 1731 nucleotides long. RefSeq names its product piggyBac transposable element-derived protein 4-like. NCBI's taxonomy places the organism in Eukaryota, Metazoa, Arthropoda, Insecta, Orthoptera, Acrididae. The record is from RefSeq and is a predicted model, not a curated record. The transcript is spliced from 2 exons. Bases 1 to 1731 code for a protein of 576 amino acids.